Messenger RNA from Phalaenopsis equestris, 598 nucleotides. Its product is annotated as transcription elongation factor 1 homolog. Gene Ontology annotation, cellular component: transcription elongation factor complex. Gene Ontology annotation, biological process: transcription elongation by RNA polymerase II. The record is from RefSeq and is a predicted model, not a curated record. The transcript is spliced from 5 exons. Bases 175 to 441 code for a protein of 88 amino acids. NCBI's taxonomy places the organism in Eukaryota, Viridiplantae, Streptophyta, Magnoliopsida, Asparagales, Orchidaceae. Gene Ontology annotation, molecular function: RNA polymerase II complex binding.
CAUGCCAUUUCAUUUCUUUCAUGGAUUGAUUUGCAUAAAGCCGCGCAUUCUUAAACGGUUUUUCUUUCUUCUCUAUAAACACAUCUCCUCUCCAACGUGUGUGGCAUUCAUUAUCUUCCCACAUUCUCAGGCCAAUUAAUACCAAAUUGGAAGGAAAACUUUUGAAGUUGAUUAAUGGGGAAAAGAAAAUCAAGGGCAAAGCCUCCUCCGAAAAAGAAGAUGCCAAAGCUUGAAACUGCGUUCUGUUGUCCAUUCUGCAACCAUAGCAAUAGUGUUGAAUGUAUCAUAGACAGGAAGAAUUUUGUUGCUGAAGCCACGUGUGGCAUUUGCAUGGCAGAAUUUAACACUUCUGCUCAUGGGCUGACUGAGCCGAUUGACGUAUACUCGGAGUGGAUAGAUGAAUGUGAACGGGUUAACAACAAUGAAGAUGAGGAUAAUUGAUUUUUUGAAUUUUGUACUGAUAUUAUUCCACAAAUUCAAGGACGUGGUCUAAAACUUUGUUGAUAACUGUAGAGGAUUCAAAUUCUAUCUUUGGGCUUAUUAUGCAGUGGUGACUUUCACUAUUAAUUAGAAUAUUGAUUUUUACCUGAAAUUUUAU